CUACCGCCACUGAUGAGAUCCCUGUUUCCACUACUGCUGAGGAGGCCACCGAUGCCUCAGCGACCACGGAUUCUCCAGUUACGGCUACCGCUGUCGCCACCACGGCCGAGGUCAUCACCGAGGCCCCGGCUACCGCUGUCGCCACCACGGCCGAGGUCACCACCGAGGCCCCGGCUACCGCUGUCGCCACCACGGCCGAGGUCAUCACCGAGGCCCCGGCUACCGCUGUCGCCACCACGGCCGAGGUCAUCACCGAGGCCCCGGCUACCGCUGUCGCCACCACGGCCGAGGUCAUCACCGAGGCCCCGGCUACCGCUGUCGCCACCACGGCCGAGGUCAUCACCGAGGCCCCGGCUACUACCAUUGAAGCGAUUAACGCUGAGACUACUUUCAGUCCGAGUACGUAG
Messenger RNA from Perkinsus marinus ATCC 50983, 407 nucleotides. RefSeq lists its product as hypothetical. The transcript has a single exon. The record is from RefSeq and is a predicted model, not a curated record. The annotation marks the transcript as partial. Lineage: Eukaryota; Perkinsozoa; Perkinsida; Perkinsidae.